AUGGUCGACAUAAAUAAAUAUUUAGAAAGACAGCUGGAACUUGCAAAACAGAAAUUUGUAAAUAAAAACAAGAAGGACAACGUUUCGCAAAAAAGUAAAGCCGCUGCAGAAGUUAUAUCUAAAAAGCAAUCAAAACAAUUUGGUAAACAAUCUGUGAAAGAAACAGAGAAGGAUGUACCAGUGCCAGUGGCGACAACCUCGAGGGAAAGGAAAACAACCGUUUCUACAGAAAAUGAUUCCGAUGAGGAGUAUCUACCUUCUGAAGAAGAUGCUGAUGAUGAAAUCAUUACUACAACUGUUGGAGGACCAUCCACUUCCUUUGUAUCUCGAAAUAAAAGGAACCUAAAGAAAAUAGUAGAUGAUGGAGACACAACUCUUUAUAAUGAGAGAAUAGAAACCUGGAAGAAAAACUUGGCAGCUGCUAAACUAGGGAAUCAUGAGGGUGAUACUAUGACAGCUGAUGUACAAUAUGUGUUGGAAGGUAACAAGGAUCCAGAGGAACCCCAUGAAUUACAGAAUGGGUUAUGUGUACCUAACUACAUCUGGAGGCAGCUAUAUAAGUUCCAGAAAAUUGGUGUCAAAUGGCUGUGGGAACUGCAUCAGGUAGAUUCAGGAGGAUUGCUGGGUGAUGAAAUGGGUUUAGGAAAGACUAUACAGAUUAUUGCAUUUCUAGCAGGCUUGUCCAAAAGUGACCUAGGAUCUUGGGGAGGAUUGGGUCCCACUAUAAUAGUAGCUCCAGCAACAGUGAUUUACCAGUGGGUCUCUCAUUUCCACUUCUGGUGUCCACAUUUGAGAGUAGCUGUCCUUCACCACACUGGCUCCCAUGCCGGCAAUCACAACCAAUUGAUCCGGGAUCUGCAUACAGCUCAUGGAAUUCUUUUAAUCACUUAUGCUGGCAUAGUGAAAUACACUCAAGAUCUGACUGCUCGUAAAUGGCAUUAUAUAAUUUUAGAUGAAGGUCAUAAAAUUAGGAAUCCUGACACACAAGUCAGUAAGUUGGUGAAGAAGUUCCAAACUCCUCACAAGUUACUCAUUACAGGUUCUCCCAUGCAGAACAGUUUACAAGAGUUGUGGUCAUUGUUUGACUUUAUGAGACCUGGACUUUUGGGCACUUAUACAGUUUUCAUGGACCAUUUUGCUACUCCAAUUACACAGGGAGGAUAUGCUAAUGCUACAGAAUAUCAGGAAGCUACUGCAUUAGAAAUUGCAAAGGCCUUGAAGACAAUUAUCACACCUUACAUGUUGAGACGAACAAAAGCUGAGGUUCAAAGUCAUAUAAAACUACCCGAGAAGAAUGAACAAGUGUUGUUUUGUGCCUUAACCCAGGAACAAAAGGAUCUGUACAUGGGAUACCUCACUGGUAGCACUGUAAGAAGUAUCUUAGAUAAAGAUAAUAAAUAUGGAGAUCCAUUAAGAGCCAGGAUAUUGGUUGCUUUAUGUACUCUCAGGAAGAUUUGUAAUCACCCUGACUUGUACCUCUAUGAGGCACAUGAAGAAUGUGAUGAAAUUGAUCAAGAAAGAUUUGGCAACUAUAAAAGAUCUGGUAAAAUGACUGUAGUCAAUUCUUUACUAAAGAUUUGGCAGAAACAAGGUCAUAGAGCUUUAAUAUUCUCUCAAUCUAGAGGUAUGAUCUGCUUAUUAGAGCAAUAUUUACAAGUUCAAGAAUUUAAGUAUUUACGUAUGGAUGGCUCAGUUAAUGUUGGACUUAGGCAGAAUAUGAUCAAAACAUUUAAUGAAAAUCCUGAAUAUCUGGUGUUUUUGGCUACAACAAGAGUUGGAGGUUUAGGUGUUAAUUUGACUGGAGCUGACAGAGUUAUAAUAUAUGAUCCUGAUUGGAAUCCAGCCACAGAUGAUCAAGCAAAAGAAAGAGCUUGGAGAAUCGGCCAGAAUAGAAAUGUUACAGUUUACAGAUUGUUAUCUGCUGGUACUAUUGAAGAAAAAAUAUAUCAGAGGCAGAUUUUCAAACAUUUUCUAAGUAACAAGAUAUUGAUAGACCCCAAUCAGAAGAAUGUGUUAACCACUAGUACUCUUCAAGGCCUAUUUACUCUUGAAGAACUGAACUGUGAAGGAGAUACUGAAACUGCAUCACUUUUUAAACACACCAAAGUAAAUGUUGAUCAUAAUGCAAAAAGUAAGAAGAUUAAUAAUGGGGAGCCUAGUGGAAGCAUUUCUAGUUCUAAUAAAAAAUUAGAAGCAAUGAAAAGAUUAGCCAGAGAAAUUAGUAAGAAGAUUUCAAAAGAAAAAGAAGUAACAGAAGUUAAGAAAGAAGAAAAGGAUCCCAGAGAAGAGUAUAAAAAGAAACGAGAGCUGCUAUUGAAUCCGCCUAAAGAAGAAGUACCUGAAAUAAAUUUAGUUGAUGAUCAAGUUACUAAUAUACCGUUUGAUCAUGUAUUAUCUGAAUUAGAUAUAGUAAACAUGCAUGCGAAAAAGGACUAUGAAGAAAAUUUACUAAAAAAUGUUUUAAAAAGCCAAGAAAAUGCAGAUCAAGGUGAUAAAGAAACUCCUGACAUUGAUACAUGUGACAGUGAAGCACAAGAAAAUGUUUUCAAAGAAGCAGUGAAAGAAAAAUCACCAGAACGUGAUAAACCGAGUAUUAAUCAAGAAGUUGAUAGGACUCGCAAAAGAAAACAUUCCCCAGAACCAGAAAUAAAAGUUGAAAACUUAGUCGCAAUUAAAAAGGUUAAAAAAGAAAAGAGAAAGAGUAAAAAAGAAAAGGAAAAACAAACAGACGAUGAUGAUUACGUAUUAAGUAAACUUUUUGCUAAAGCAAAUGUAAAGAGUGCUUUACAACACGAUGUUGUGGUUGGUUUAGCUGAAAAAGAGAAACGGCACAAAAUCAAAGAGGAUGCUGUAAAGAAAGCAAAAGAUGCUGUCAGAGCUAUAAGAUUUUCUUCCAAAUAA
Spodoptera littoralis (African cotton leafworm) is the source of this 2901-nucleotide messenger RNA. The record is from the annotation of a GenBank genome assembly. NCBI's taxonomy places the organism in Eukaryota, Metazoa, Arthropoda, Insecta, Lepidoptera, Noctuidae.